AUACACAGUUUCAUAAUUCGUUUGGUACUUACUGUACCACAUUUUCUUUCACAAACUAUUCUGGCUGCUGAUCACACAGCAGCCAUGUCUGUAAAGAAAUCUGAGUCUCUCAAUGGCAGCAAUGCGGUUGCCAAGCUUAAGGGCCAGAAACCUUCAAAACGGAGGCAUUUCGAACGCUGUUUCUCUUCAGUUGAAUUGACUAUGGAGCCAGGGAAGCAGCUGAAGGACAUGGAUUCCAACAAGUUGAAGGCUGAGAUCAAGAGGUGGGCUAAGGCUGUUGUUGCAUAUGCACGCCAAGUCAGUGGCCGUUUUGGAAAGUCUCAAGGCUAAGUUACAAAUUUAUGUAUGAGUAUUACCCCCACACUUUAAAAUUUCUGGAUCUGUCACUUAUCACAGACAUGAUCUUGGAUUUGGUUGAUGGAAGAAAUGUUGGUGGAGUUUGAAAAUUUGAGCUUUACAUCAAAUGGUUUUUAGCCUUGAGAAUUUGUUCAUAGAUGUUAAAGCGGUGGCUGUAUAUUUGUUGUGAGAAGCAAGGUGAAUCAAAUAAUUGUGUGUUGGGAUAUCCAUUUGUAUUGACAGGAAUCAUGCCUUGUCUAUUUGGAGGUAGAAUGCCAAAUUUCAAUACAUUUAAAUUUCACAAAGUAAUAUUGUAAAUAUAAUCUGGAAUUGGAAAGUACUAUUUCUUUUGUCUCCA
Molecule: messenger RNA, 694 nt
Organism: Glycine soja
Lineage: Eukaryota; Viridiplantae; Streptophyta; Magnoliopsida; Fabales; Fabaceae
Exons: 1
Coding region: 85-330 (81 amino acids)
Source: RefSeq, a predicted model, not a curated record